Molecule: messenger RNA, 213 nt
Organism: Talaromyces marneffei
Lineage: Eukaryota; Fungi; Ascomycota; Eurotiomycetes; Eurotiales; Trichocomaceae
Exons: 2
Coding region: 1-213 (70 amino acids)
Source: RefSeq, a predicted model, not a curated record
AUGGCUCGGAGAGUAACGGACACCGACGCCGAGACGAAAGGGACCAUGCUCGUGAUCACAGUCACAGCCAUGAACACCGAUCUAGGUCUUCUCGCCACUACACAUACAGUGAUAGAGAACAUGAUUAUCCCCGGACUCAUCGAAUUGGGUCGGGUCCUCCGUCACCAUCACCAUCACCGCCAUUACCAAAACCCGAGUCACAAUCUUCGGUAG